Molecule: messenger RNA, 546 nt
Organism: Elephantulus edwardii (Cape elephant shrew)
Lineage: Eukaryota; Metazoa; Chordata; Mammalia; Macroscelidea; Macroscelididae
Product: kallikrein-1E2-like
Exons: 4
Coding region: 1-546 (181 amino acids)
Biological process (GO): proteolysis
Molecular function (GO): serine-type endopeptidase activity
Source: RefSeq, a predicted model, not a curated record
AUGUGGCUCCUGGUUUUUGGGCUUGCUUUCUCUCUCAGAUGGACAGGUGCUGCACCCCCCAUCCACCCAAGAAUGGUGUUUGGCUGGGACUGUCCACCUUUGGAACACCCCUGGCAGGCGGCUGUGUUUCCUUCUCAUCACCUAAUGUGUUCAGGUGUCCUGAUCCACCCUCACUCAUCAUCAUACAGUGUCUGUCUGGGCUGCAAUGACAUUCAUGUACAUGCUGAAAAGGAUGCCCAGUGGAUGGAAGUUGCCCGUGCCAUCCGACAUCCAAAAUACUGCCACCCAUUUGAGUGUUGGCCCCUUAACUACAGCCACGACAUCAUGUUGCUUCACCUUAAAGAGCCUGUUAAGAUCACACAUAGAGUGAAGACCAUAGGACUGCCCACCAGGGGCCCACGAAUGGGGAGCCUCUUGCUGAACGUGUACUAUAAACCCGUCUCUCAUCUCUCAGAGAACGUGCAGGAGCGAGAAAUGAGUCCUGACUCACAGGACACUUUUGCUGACACAUCAGUAUAUCCGUCAGAGGAAAUCUCUUGGUGCUAA